Molecule: messenger RNA, 1350 nt
Organism: Tripterygium wilfordii
Lineage: Eukaryota; Viridiplantae; Streptophyta; Magnoliopsida; Celastrales; Celastraceae
Product: L10-interacting MYB domain-containing protein-like
Exons: 3
Coding region: 158-1156 (332 amino acids)
Source: RefSeq, a predicted model, not a curated record
UCUCACGAUUGUUGAGACGAAUAUCGUACACAUCUUCUUAGCAGAGCUCCCACCUCGCGACCUCCACUGUAAAUCUGCUGCUACGAUCAGCUACCAAGACAGGAUUCGCCACAAGCUGAACUCAAAUCAGUUAUAAACAUCGCCCUUGUGACGUAGUAUGAGUAAUACCACCACACCUCAUGCACCAUCAACCCAAGCUGCAGACAAGGCCAAUUGGGACUCAGCCCAAACUAAAGUGUUUGUGGAACUGUGUGUCGAACAAGUAAAGGAAGGACGUAGGCCUGGUUCGCACUUCACCAAAGAAGGUUGGCAGAAGAUAGUUAUUGGCUUUUUCGAUAAAACAGGGAAGCGAUAUGAUCAACCACAAUUCAAGAACAAGUGGGACAAUCUGAAGAAAGAGUACAAAUUGUGGAAGAAACUGCGUAUGCAUGACACUGGGACUGGAUGGGACUGUGUUCGGAACACAAUUCUUGCUGACAAUGACUGGUGGGAGAAAAGAAUUCAGGAAGACAAAAAAGUUGCAAAGUUUCGAAUCCAAGGUCCAGAAAACCUUGAGCAGUUGGAGGAACUAUUUGAUGGGAUGAUGGCCACCGGUGAAUUUACAAUGUUUGCAGGUGCAUCUAAACAACAUGAUGGCAGCACUAAUGAAAAACUGCUAAGGACUAGCACCGAUGACAAUGUGGAUGCUAUCCAUCUCGGCUCUGAUGGUUCCAGUGAUCCAGAGUUUGACAUAAACAUUGAGCAAAGUAAUGAAAUAACUAGCUCCCCCACUCCGCCACUUCGUCAAGGUAGGAGGAGAUCAGACGCAUCAGGGACUCGUGGGAAAAAGAAGCGUAGGGCAUCCGCUUCAGAUUAUCGCGAAGACAUUAGCAAGUCCUUGGGCAAUCUUGUAUCCGCUCUGAGCAGCCGGGCAACUGCAGUUGCCAGUGCCCCUAUUUCAUCAGCAAAAGCUGAAAUCGCGGAAUGUAUGAGAAUUUUGGAGGAAAUUCCAGAGACUGCCGAGAUGGGAGAUUUGCUCUUGUUUGCUCUCAAGCUGUUUCAGAACAAGGAUCAUCGUGAGUACUUCACUGCCAUGUUACGCAGGGACUGGCAACUUGCGUGGUUGAAAAUGAUGUACGCAGACGCAAAUGGGGGUGGCACAGGAGGCAGAACUUGAAGAAUAUUAUUGAUCAAAUUUGAAUUUUCAUUUGUUAUAUGUUUAGACUUUUAUAUGUUUUAAAUUUCGGAGUUGUUAAAAUCCGUAGAGGUUGACAUUUGUUUUCCAUUUCAUAAUUGCAGUGUUAAUGUUUAUUUGGGAUUGAAAUUCAGUUGUAACUCUGUUUUAUAGUUACUUAUAAUGGUUUAGGGCAA